AUGAAAUCGUUGUUCCUCUUCUUGUUCCUAAUCUCGCGGCCGUUGGGAAGUAGGUUUUGAACGCAAAAUUUGAUGACAUUUCAAUUUAAAGACCUUCGAAAAUAAUUUUGAUGACAUUUCGGAGGUUUUUAAAAUUUUGAUGAUAUUCACUUAGGUGAUGGCCAAUCCCAUAGUUGUACAUUUGUCGACGAAAACAAAGGGUAUGCGAUCUCAUGGAGUGUGGGGAUUGGAUUUGUGGACUUUGUGAUGAGCCAGAAAGACUUUCCGGCGAGAUCAGCGCAUUGGACAGGAGUUGGGUUCGGAAAUAGAGUAAGUAGAGGGCGUUAGAAGGGGUAAUAAGGACAUAGCUCUAAUCUUUGGGCUUUGUAAGACAUUUUUGAUUACUCAUGGAACUUUGGAGAUUACAAAAUGUCCAAUAACACCUUUAAAAUUCACAAUUUUUCUAAAAAAUCAACAAAAAUCAUCAAAAUUGGACUAAAAAAGCCUUCACAUCGAAUAAAAUUGCUAAAUACCGUUUCUAACUACUUUUAUAUACCUAAAAAUUAUUUCUCAUACUUGUUUAGACGAUCCAACUAGCUCUAAUUGAAAGUCAAUAUGGCCGAGUGUCAGUCUCAAGUGCCGGUCUUUAUGGUGCUCAGCCGCCUCUCAAGAUCCCCACAGCCAACAUGGUCACGCGUGGCACUGGCUCUAUAGUCAACAACGAGCUCAGAGUCACAUUUUCGAUCCCCGUCUACUAUUUCCGAGGGUGCACCACUUGGUGGGCAAGUUUAGUAUCGGAAAAGCUCAUGUAUUAAUAUAAAAACUUCAGUUUUUCACAUCGCCAACCCAAGUUGGAAUGCCUUACAGCGACACGCCGGAAAAACGGUUGGUUUGUAAUGUAAAUGAAGUGUGCCAGACGUCAAGUGAGUAAUUAUUUUUUUAUUAAUAGAUCUUAUUCUAGCCACGGCGACCCGCGGAAAGCGCCAGUCUACUUUUGACCUUAACAGUCUCCUCAACACCCCGAUAAAUGCGAACAUCGACUUUACUGGAGGCGUAAAUCAGAAUACCGACGGGCAAUUUAAUGUGAAUUACAAUCCCUACAACUCCCAAACGACUGGUUACAACGGCCAAAGUAACUAUCAAAAUGCGGCUUACAACCCACCAAACAACUAUCAAACUAGCGGUUACAACGGUCAAAACUUGUACAACUCUCCUUAUCAGGUCCCCUCAAAUUGUAUGGGAGCGAAUUGUAAUUCUCAAUCAGCUUUUACGUCAUCAACUUCCAGCCAAAAUUUCUUUGAUACGCGAAAUCCCGAUGCAAAUUCCUUCAAUGGAAGUAAUUUACGAGUGGACAAUCCCAAUUACAAGUUCCUCCCCGACGGCUAUAACCGACAAUUCGAGCAGAAUUCCGGCAGACAACAGUUUUAUGAUCAAAAUAGCAAUGGCUUUGGCGUUGCAACUACGACUCAACAGCCAGUGCUAUCCAAUGAUGAGCAAAACAAACUGAAUUAUCAGGGAAUACAAAGCUCAAGUAGAACUACCAAUGGGCAAAGAUUUACAAACAACAUUUAUGGCUAUGAUUAUCGAAGCAAUCCGGGAACUCGAUACACAAUCAAUGGUAAUAUCGAUAUAAAAUCAUCUUCCCUUGCUUCAGGCGAUGAAAGUAUGUAUCAGCCGCCUGAGGUGAACUCACUUAAUGGACGAAGAAGACGGCAGGUUGGUCUUGAUGACAAUAAAAAAAUUGGGGACAAAGAUACAAGUGAUGUUAUCAAUGAUGACCAAAUACCCAUCGGCCGGAGAAAAAAGUCGAUUUUUAAUGAACAAUCCAAUGCUAAGCAAAAUAAUGUCAUACUAGAAGCCUCAAGCAACAGCUACAGUGUAGAAUCAAGAAGAAAACGACAGAGCGCGUACGCCGGAACGGCCUACAACAAUCAAGACUUGAAGUUUCCCCGAGAAGAGAACACAAUUCCCAUGUCUCCCCAAUUUGACGCUCUCAGUGCCGGAGGCUUUAAUGGAGAUAACAGUGGCUUUCAGACAGCAAACACUAAUUCCAAUUCGAACGGCGCGAUGUACUAUCCAUAUCGAACAACGACAAAUUCAAAUUUUGGACAGAAUACCAACAAUAAUUUGAACGGAUUACAGUUUGAUCAGAGUAGCAGCAAUUUUAAUAGAGGAACGACUUCGAAUAGUAAUUUUGGGACUAGUAAUAGUAAUCUGAAUGGCCGGCAAUUCGAUCAAAGUGCAUACAACAGUAAUUUGAAUUCAAAUUUUGGACGAAACAGCAAUAAUGUUAAGGAAUUCUACGACACGAAUAAUGGAGUUACGUCGGUGACAUUUCGGGAUAGUACUAAUGGGAACAAUGUCAGGUUAUACGACCCAAAAAAUGAUCCCACAGUGACCUUUACGGAUAAUACUGGGUUCGAGACGAAACCAAUCGAAGUUAUUCGGCAAUACGAUGGUAAGAAAGUAGUCCCAACAUAAGAUAGGUCUUCGUUUUAGAUCCCAAUUGCUCUGGAGCUGAUCCAUAUUGGUGCCGAGAUUAUGUGAAGAAAUAUAUGCAAGGAGCCGGAGGGAAUAAUAAUCUUGGAACGGUCGGUUAAUAAAAAAACUUUCCUUGCAAAUUUUUAAGUAAAGUUAUUGCCGAGAUUUUCUCCCAAAACUCCCCAAAAUCCUCAAACAAGCUAGCCCUCUAUUAGCCGAAAGCCCCCUCCGAAACGAUGUUUGUAUAUUAAACAAUCCAAUUUCCAGACCCAAUGUGCCGCGCUGAGACAAUCCCUCCUUCACAGCGACCACCACUGUUGCCAAACCGUCCGACAAGCGGGCUGUUAA
Molecule: messenger RNA, 2808 nt
Organism: Bursaphelenchus xylophilus (pine wood nematode)
Lineage: Eukaryota; Metazoa; Nematoda; Chromadorea; Rhabditida; Aphelenchoididae
Source: the annotation of a GenBank genome assembly